Messenger RNA from Equus quagga, 663 nucleotides. Its product is annotated as proteoglycan 3-like. Lineage: Eukaryota; Metazoa; Chordata; Mammalia; Perissodactyla; Equidae. The annotation marks the transcript as partial. The record is from RefSeq and is a predicted model, not a curated record. Gene Ontology annotation, biological process: immune response. The transcript has 5 exons. Gene Ontology annotation, molecular function: signaling receptor activity.
CUCCUGCCCCUUCUCCUGCUGGGGACAGUUGCUGCUCUUCAUCUGAAGAAUGAUGAACCCCAUUUGGACAUCCGAGAGACACAGGCAGACCUGAUCCAGGAUGUGGAAGGUUCAGGGGAGCAGGAGGGAGAGUUGGCCCUGACAGAGGAGGUGAUCCAGUCAGAAGGAGAGGAGGCUGAGGCUUCCACCAAUCAAGACAUCUUUGAGGAUGACCAGGCCAUGGAGUCGGACCCAGCAGCCCUAGCUGAACAGUUUCAGUGCCCCAGGGAAGAGGAAACAGUACAAUUAUGUGGCCAUCCUGGGUGCAAGAAUGUCAACUACCUUUUGGUGCGGAGCCCCAUGGACUUUAGACAAUCUCAGAAUGUCUGCAGGAGGUGCUACCGAGGCAAUCUUGUCUCCAUACACAGCUCCAGUUUAAACUAUCACAUCCAGAUCUCGAUCACGGGGAUCAACGAAGGCCAGGUCUGGAUUGGAGGCUUCUUGAAGGACUGGUUCCAGUACAAGAGAUUCUUCUGGACUGAUGGGAGCACCUGGGAUUAUGAAAACUGGGCCCCAGGGGAGCCUGGAAAUGGGAGAGGCGACUGUGUUGCUGUAAGCAGCAGAGGGGGUCACUGGCGAAGAGCUCCUUGCAGCAGGUUUCUGCCCUUCAUCUGCUCCUUCUAA